Anolis carolinensis (green anole) is the source of this 1709-nucleotide messenger RNA. It is a transcript of the gene lipc, whose product is annotated as lipase C, hepatic type. Gene Ontology annotation, molecular function: apolipoprotein binding; lipoprotein lipase activity. Gene Ontology annotation, biological process: triglyceride catabolic process; fatty acid biosynthetic process. The record is from RefSeq and is a predicted model, not a curated record. The transcript is spliced from 9 exons. Bases 51 to 1547 code for a protein of 498 amino acids. Lineage: Eukaryota; Metazoa; Chordata; Lepidosauria; Squamata; Anolidae.
CCUCUGCCUGGGCCACUCGCCCGCUCUCCUUCCACUGGGACCAGGCCAGCAUGAGGGGCGCCGCGUGGGUCCUGCUCGCCACCUUCGUGGCCGCCUGCCUGGCCGGACAAGGGGGUCCUCACGCCAGGAAGAGCAAAGAGCCCCCGCUGGGGCCGGGGUGGCGGAGGGCGGAGGGGCCGCGCCCGGGCCUGGAGACCCGGUUCCUGCUCUUCUGGGACCGGGCGGAGGACGUGGGCGGCUGCUGCCUGGUGGAGUUCCCGGCCCCGGACACCCUGCGCUCCUGCCGCUUCAACGCCUCCUUCCCGCUGGUGAUGAUCGUCCACGGCUGGUCGGUGGACGGGAGGCUCGAGGGCUGGAUCUGGAAGCUGGCCGAGGCGCUGAAGGCGCACCAGCCGCACACCAACGUGGUCAUCGCCGACUGGCUGUCUCUGGCGCACGCGCAUUACCCCAUCGCGGUGCAGAACACGCGGGACAUCGGGCAGGAGAUCGCCCAGUUCCUCAAGUGGCUGGAGGAAUCUGUGGGGUUUUCCCGAAGCAACGCUCACCUGAUCGGCUACAGCCUUGGAGCCCAUGUGGCGGGAUUUGCCGGAAGCUCAAUCGGCGGCGCAAAGAAGAUCGGGCGCAUCACAGGCCUGGACCCGGCGGGGCCGCUCUUUGAGGGCAUGUCGGCCACGGACCGGCUCUCUCCGGACGACGCGGAGUUUGUGGACGCGGUGCACACCUUCACCCAGCAGCAGAUGGGCCUGAGCGUGGGCAUCGCGCAGCCCGUGGCGCACUUCGACUUCUACCCCAACGGAGGGGCCUUCCAGCCCGGGUGCCACUUCCGCCACGUCUACAGCCACAUCGUCCAGUACGGCAUCACCGGCCUGGCGCAGACGGUGAAGUGCGCCCACGAGCGCUCGGUGCACCUCUUCAUCGACUCCUUGCGCCACGAGGACAAGCGCAUGACGGGCUUCUGGUGCAAGGACAUGCAGACCUUCGACAAGGGCCGCUGCCUCCGCUGCCGGGGCCACCGCUGCAACACCCUGGGCUUCCACGUCCGCAAGGCCCGGCUGCCCGAGAGCAGGAGGCUCUUCCUCAAGACCCAGGCCAGGGAGCCCUUCAAAGUCUAUCACUACCAGUUCAAGAUCCAUUUCGUGAACGAGUUCCGCCCAAAGCAGAUCGACCCGACGUUCACCAUUUCUCUGACGGGGAGCAGGGGAGACGUGGAAGACCUCUCCAUCACCCUGGUCGAGGGCAUCACGGGGAACAAGACCUACACGUUCCUGGUGCCGCUGGAGACGGACCUCGGGGAGCUGAUGAUGAUCAAGCUGAAGUGGGAGGGGAUCGCCAUCUGGGAGAACAUCUGGAACACCGUCCAGACCAUCAUCCCCUGGGGCAAAGGCGACCGCCGGGCGGGCCUCAUCGUCAAGACCAUCCGGGUCAAGGCGGGGGAGACGCAGCAGAAGAUGACCUUCUGUUCGCAAACGGUGGACGAUUUGCGCCUGUAUCCCGGCCAGGAGAAGAUGUUCGUCCGGUGCGAGCAGCUCCGCAAGGCCCAGAGAUAAGGCCGAAUCCGCCAAGAGCCCUUCCAAGCCUUGGCCUUCUCCUCUUUUUUGUUAUUUCUUUCCAUAAGCAGACAUGGGAAAGGUAUAGGUAUCCAAACGUACAAGGACCAAUGUCUAUCCAAGAAAAGUCUGAUUCAGGAGAAAUAAAGCAACUUAAAAAGA